UUUUUUUAGAAUUUGAAUUUUCAACGAAACUCGUCAACGACCGUCGCCGAGAAGCAUCGCGCCAAACCAGGUGAGCAACCAUGAGCUGGGCGGGGGAGGAGUGGAAGGAUGGACUUCCAGGGAAGGCCCUGCAGAAGAUCCAGGAGAUGGAAGUACAGCUGGACAAAGUGAAAAAGGAGAGAACUCAAAAACAGUUCCAGCUUGACUCUCUGGAGGCAGCCCUGCAAAAGCAGAAACAAAAGGUGGACAGUGAGCGCAAUGAAGCAUCUGCUUUGAAAAGAGAGAACCAGUCUUUAGUAGAGUCAUGUGACUCUGUAGAGAAAGCUCGCCAAAAGGUUUUACACGAUCUUGGGGUCAAAGAGCAGCAGGUGAGAUAUUUGGAGGGCCAGCUCAACACUUGCAGAAAGACCAUAGAGCGACUAGAGCAAGAGCUUAAGAAGUACAAAAAUGAGCUGGAUCGGUCUCAACCUGCUGGCUCUUCCUCCUUGGAUCUGCAGCCAUUUGUUACUCCACAGAAGAGUUUCUCCACUCCAGUUUCUGUUUACAAACAGCAAGAUAACAAACUAGAGGAUCUUCAAGAGAAAUAUAACCUGGAAGUCGAAGAAAGAAGAAAGCUGGAGAAUGAACUCAAAGUCCUGCAGGUCAAACUGUUGAAUCAGUCCUCAACCAGUGUGAACCACAAGGACAUUGCUCUUCGGCAAGCUGGAUCCUCUAUUUUCCCAUGGCAGCAACAAGAUCAGGCGCACACCCGCCAGUCUCAGGAAAUUACAGAAACGCCUCUGAAGAGGCGUUGCACGUCCCUUUGGGAUGCCCACGAGGAAACGCCCAUCAAACCCAGCCAGCGAGUGAGCUGUACCAGAACAGCAGCGAGUCCGGCUGGAUCCCAACAAAUGGAACAACUGAAAAUCCUCAAUCAAGAGCUGCGUGGCCGUGUGUCAGAGCUGGAGAGGAGCAUGUGCAGUCACGAGAGAGAGAUUAGUAGCCAGGCCUCCAAACUGCAGGACCUUCAAGUCCAACUGAACCAAGCCCGCAAAGACCUGACUGAACGGGACCGAGACUUGACCAAGACGAGCCACGAGCUGCGUCAGACCACAGACAGACAUCAGCAGCUUGAGGUCAAGUAUUCUUCAGUAGAACAGAAGCUGAAGCAAGUUACUGAAGAAAUGAGCUGUCAGAGACACAACGCUGAGAGCUGCAGACGAGCCCUGGAACAGAAGGUCAAGGACCAGGAGAGAGAUAGUCAGAAGGAGCUCGCCCAGCUGCAAAGAUCCAAUCAGACUUUGGAGCAACAAAUGGAGCAGACCCGAACUAAGUUAACACAAGAGAUCCAACAAUACAAAAAAGACAACAAUAUACUUCAGACUGAUUUGGAGAAAAUGUCAUCUCAGCGGUGUCAGCUGGAGAGGGAGGUGGAGGAGCAGAAACAGAAGCUGCUCCGCUCACAGCAGAGCCUCCAGGCCAGCCAGACCAAAGAGGAGGACCUCUGCAAGAAACUAAAGGAGGACCAGCGAGAGAAGAACAGCAUUUCUGUCCAGUUGGACCAGAGCAAAAUGCGUCUGUCACAACUGGAGGAUGAGAGGAAGACCUCGGACCAGAGUCUGAAAUGCACCCAAGGACGCCUGGAUGAUCUAAAAGCAAAAUGUGAAAGUCAAAAUGAAGAGCUGAAGAGACUUCAAUGCAAACUGGAGCAGCAGUCGCAAACUUCGACUCUGCAGCUGGAAAACCAAAGGAAGAUGCUCUCUGAUGCGGAGACAAAAAAUGAAUGGUCCCGGAAGGAAAUGCAGAAACAGAAGCUAGCAGAGGAGCAGUUGACCGACAAGUUAGCUGAGGCUAUAAAAGAGGGUCAAGAGCUGAAGAAAAAUCUUGCCGCCAGUCAUGACGAGUGCAAGCAGUUGACACAAAAGCAUCAAGCUCUAUUGGAUUGGAAAAAUGACAAGGAUAAACUCAUCAACAAUGCAGAGGCCACGCAGAGGGAACUCGCUGACAAAAUCGGUGCCUUGGACAAAAGUCUGACCUUGCAGAAUGAGGCUAACGAAGAAUUGAAGAAGCAACUGAGGUGUGCAGAGGAGGACCAGGCCAGGCUGUCAGCACAUAUUGACAGCCUGAAGGGAGAACUCCUCAACAAAAGUACAGAACUGGAAGAGAGGGAGCAUCGGUACAAGAUUCUCCAGACUGAAUCUUCUGAGGCUGAACAGAAACGCACCAAAGAUCUGGAAAAUGUUGGUGCGCAGGUGACCCACCUAGAAAUGCAGGUCAAAGAUCUGCAGUUGCAGCUCAAAAAGGAGAUUGCUCGAGCAGAGCAGGCCGAGAGGAGCAUCACCCAGCUGCAGGACGAGCAGCGAGCAUCCUCCGACCUGGUGCACUCCAAAGAACAGCUGAUUGACCUUGGCCAAGCUGAAAUACGCCAGCUGAGGGACACCCUUGCUCAGGCUACUGCUGAGCUCGAAGAGAGAAAUUUAAGACUGUCAGAGGAGAAAGCCGCUGCGUUGCAACAAUGUGAGAAAAGCAUUGCAGAGAAGGCAGAGGAGAUUACAAAAAUCAAGCUGCAGCUUGAGGAAACUCAGCAAGAGCUCCUACUCACCAAAAACCAGAUCAGCUCGAUGGACCAGUUGCUGAAGGCCCAGGAGCAGUUUGGAGCAGAGCUGCAGAAACAAAGCAAGAAGAUGUCUGAGCGUGAGGACGAGCACAAAAGGAUGGAUGCGGAAAAUGCACAAAAGCUGCUACAGAUGGAGGAGGAGCUUCGGGAGGGACAUGCCCAAUUGGCAGAGAAGGAAAGGCUGCUUGGAGAAGACCGUGCUCGGCUUUUGUCUUUGGAGAAAAAAAAUGAAGACUUGGAAAAAGAUGCUCAAGAGAUGGUGAAAGAGACAGAGCUCCUCAAAGAUACACACGCCGAGAAGGUAAACAAGCUGCAGGAGCGAAUAUCUUACUUAGAGGAAGAAGUAUCCGCAUGCAAAGAUUCAGCUGAGAAACUUUUGUCGCUAAAACGUGAACUUGAGGUGAUCAACCGCUCACACGCCGACCUCAAAAAUCACGCGGAUACCUUUGAGAAGACCCUCUCCUCCAUGACCGAAGUCAAGACAAACUUGGAGAACUCCCUGAGCGAGAAAGUAAUUCUGAAUUCUGCUUUGGAAAAAGAAGUAGCGGAGCUCAGGGAGAAGGUGAGUCAGCUGUCUGAGAGUCAAGCUCUGGAAGCUCAAAGUUUCCUCAACAAGGAAAAGAGCCUCCAAGAAGAGCGUGAAGCCGCAGAGAAAGCCCUCAAUGCCAUCAAAGCGGAGACGAGUAACGUCCGAGCAGAAGUAAAGACCAUGAAGGUAGCUUUGUCUGCAGCCUCACACGGCUUGGAGGAAAGAGACACCAGCAUUAAGAGUCUGAAGGAGAAGCUGAGCAGGGCAGGAGAAGAGCAUGCCAAGACGGCCGAGCUCUUGAAAGAGAAGAUGCUUUCCAUGAACAAAAUCAAGGUUCAGCUUGAAAUGCUUCAGAUGGAUCUGGAAGACAAUGAGACAACUGUCAACUCUUAUGAAAGUCAAAAUGAGGCACUAAAGGAGACCAUCCAGUCACUGAAGACUGAGUUAGCACAGAACCAAAGCCACAUGUCUGACAUGGUGAUCCGACUAGAGGACAGUAAAGCCCAGGUCUCCGUUUUGGAAUCACGGUUGGAGGAGGUCCAGUCUCAAAACUCCAUGUUGGAGACCAUGUAUGUGACAGCCAGAGAGGAACUGAUGGAGAGGAGUUGUGAAAUAACUCGCCUGGAAGGGGACGCUGCCAAAUGCAGUCAGUUGGAAGAUGAAGUCGCCACUUUGACGGCUGAAGUUUCGACUCUCACUCAGAUGAUUCAAGAUAAAAAAGAGCAUGACAGAGUGUCACUAGAGGAGAAAAAUAACCUCAAGGCAACUGUGAAGCAAUUGGAAAAUUACAAAGCGCAACUGCAGGCUGACAUAAAUGAGGUGUAUGUUCAGAAGCAGCAGAUGGAAACCACACUGGACUUGUUAGCUAAGGAGAACAAAUGCCUGCAGACCAGUGCAAAGGUUUUCACUGAGGAGAGGCAGCAAGCCGAAGCACCGACGCAACAAAUGGCCGCUGAGGGAGAAAACACAGAAUCAACACUGAGGCAGCUCACCGAAGAGAAAGCCCAGCUCCUCGCCAACCGUGAUCUUCUCUGCGAGCAGAAAUCUCAACUUGAGGCUCAACUCAGUGAGCUGGCAAGCAAGCUGAAUCAAGCAGUGGAGGACAAACUUCAGCUGGAAGAAACCAAUGAUCAACUGAUGGAAAAGAAUGUGGCACUGAAGUCCAGUGAAGCCCUGCUGAUGGAGGAGAAGCAGCGGACCCAAGCAAGCGAAGGGAUGCGUGAUAACAAGCUGGCUUCUCUGCAAGAGGAAAAGGAACAUAUCCAAAGCCUCCUCCAGUCCUCUGAACAGGAGUGUGGCCUGAUGAAGGCUCAACUUCAAAUGACAGAAAAGCGGAUGGAGGAGAACAGAGCCAGGAACCAGCAGUUUGAAACAGAGCAGGCUGAACUGCACCAGAAGUUGUCAUGCUUACAACAAGAGCUGAGUGUAUUCAAGCACCAGUAUGACUUGUUGCUGGAGCAAGUGGGCCAACAAAACCAUCUCAUACAGCAGCUCCGACGGAGCCCCCAAGAAAACUUGAGUCCCGCAGAGCUUGAAGAGGCAGGCAUGACUGUGGAGGCAGCAAGCCAUAUUGAUGUUGAAGCCACUGUGGUACCAGCAUUAAAUUCAUUGACAGGAAAUGAGGCCAAAUUGGAGGAACUCUCAGUUCAACCUGAUGAGUCUCCCAGUGAAACAGAACAAAUCCUUGAGCCGGAUGUAAUCCAACCAGAGAUGAUCGAGGAGCAUGUGGAAGAAUACAGAGAUGCAUGUAUCGAAGUUAGACACCAAAUGCAGAUAAUCGAUGGGAAACCAAUUGAUCAGGUUCAGGAGGAGAGCAUUGGCUGCAACGUCCUUGAACAUGAAGCCGCUGCAUUACACUCCAUCACAGACACAGAACCUGCGCAGUUACAAGAUGACCGCAAAGACCUCUCAAAGCGGGAAGAGGAAGUCUGUGCCCUGCUUUCUGAGAUUGACCUGCUCACGUCAGACCUAGCACUGAGGAAGGAGUUGACCUCAGACCUCCAAGCGCAAGUCCAAAACUUGGAGCAGAAAGUUGAUGCGGCUGAAGAGGAAGCACGUUGCGCAGCAAAUAAGCUGAACAAUGUUUUGAAGGAGAAGAAUAGCUUAUCUGAGCAGUUGUCUCAGCUGUCAGAUGAAAGAGAAACCUUAACGCUGCAGCUCCAAACAGCUAAAUGCCAGCUAGCUGAUGUUAUGGAGAUGUUGGAAGGACUCGAAAUGGCCAAAGGUGGGUGGGACGAAAAGUUCCUCCAGCAGGAAAGCGAGCUGAAGAGGGUUCGCUCCGAGAAAGCCAAUCUGGAGCAACACAUCCUAGGCAUGGAGUGUGAGCUGGAUGCCCUGCAGGAGGAGCGCGGCAAGCUGGGGAAUGAGCUUGAAACUCAGAAGAGGACUUGCUCGGGCUUGGAGCAGCAAAUCGAAACGCUCACCUCUGAGACAAUCCAGCUACAAUCUGAACUGGUUUCCUGCACUGAAGAACGAGAGGAGCUGAGUCAGGCUGCUGGCCAAUUGCGAGAGAUAAUACACGGGAUGAAGACAACCGACUGUGACACCAGGUCAUACAUAUCCAUUCUGGAGAAUGACAUCCGAGAUGCAAAGAGGGAGAACGAAGCCCUGCAAGGCAGCAUAGACAAAAUGAAGGCAGAGAGGCAACAGCUUUUGGAGCAGAUGAAUGUGUUGGAGGAAACCAUGUCUCAGCAGACUGAAGAUAAGGAACAAUUGAUUGGGCAGCUUGACAAGAUUAAGGAAGCUCACACGUCUGCCAAUCAAAACACAGAGACCAUGUUCAGCAAAAUCCAGGCUUUGGAGGGACAAGUACGACAGCUGACGCAAUCUUUGGAGUCUUCUCUACUUGAAAAAGGGGAAAUCGCUUCUCGACUGAACUCCACACAGGACGAGGUCCGGCAGAUGCGCACCGGCAUCGAAAAGCUCCGGGCCCGCAUCGAAUCUGACGAGAGGAAGAAGCAGCAUGUAGGCGAACUCCUCAAAGCCGCUCAGAGGAAGUCUGACUCACUGCAAGACCGCAUUGAUGCUCUACAGCGAGAGAAGGAGGAUGCAGAGCAAGACCUUGAGGAAGCUGUCCUUCAGACCGAGACCCUGAAAUCUGAGCUGGAAGAGGAAAGGAUCAAGGUGGAUGAAGAGAAGAGAGGUCUUAACGAAGAGCUGCUGAAGCUUUCUGCCACUCUGGACAGCUUGAGAUCUGAGAAGGAGAAUCUGGAGCGAGAGCUGCAGAUGAAAAACAGAGAGCUGGAGGAGCUGAAGGCUACCAAGGAGGAAUUGGAGCGAGGGAUGAAGAGGGCAGAGAUGGAUCAUAGAGAAGACGAGGAAAGGCAGAGGUGCAGGGUGGAGGAGUUGGAGAGGCAGAUGAGGGAGGAAGUGGGGAAACACACGAGGCUGGUGGAUGACCUCCAAGUGCAGCUUGAAGCGUCUCAUCAACGAGAGCUGUCUUUUGAAGAAAAGAGCACAGAAAUGGGGAGGGAGCGAGAGAGAAUGAAGAGCCUCCUGGAGAAGCUGGAGGAAGAGAAACAACUUCUGCAGGAGUCGCUGGAGAAGUGGAAGACGCAUGAAGAGGAGUGGGAAAGGCAAAAAAACAAUCUGAUGACUUGCAUUCAGGGUUUGAAAGAAGACAUCGUAAAGGCCAAAGAGACGGAUGAUAAAGAAGAGCUAGAAGGAGAAAAUAGACGACUGCUAGACGAAAAACAAAGACUAGAGCAGGAGAACGAGAAGCUCCAUUCUAGCAAGGAGGAGAACAUUGCCCUGAAGCAGGAGAGAGACAGAGUAGAGGAGGACAGACACAGGCUGGAGGGGGAGAUGAAGACGCUUCAAACAGCCUUGUCGCUUGCGGAAGAAGAGAAAAAUAGUUUGUCCAUAGUUCUUUCUGCGCUGGAGCAGGAGAAGCAAAGAGCUGAAGACGAGAAGGAGAAACUGUCGGAGGAGCAACAGAAGCUUCAGUCCACGGUUGUCUCCCUGGAGGAGAAGCUGGAAACACAGCAGCUGUCUGUCUCCGAGCUCAAUGAGCAAGUGUCUGAGCUGUCGUCUCGUGUCGCUCACGUGUCCAAAGAGAGAGAUGCCACCCACAACAAGUUGAGACUUUGGAUGAAGACUUGCAAACAGCUGGAGCAAGAGAAGAUGCUCAUACUAAGCAGCUCAGAUGGUCUAUGCAGUGAAGCAUCACAGGUGGCGGAUACGCAGCUGCAAAUUCAAGCAGAGGAGAGGAAGAAGGAGGUAGAGGAGCUAAAGUCGUCCCUUAAGGAGGCGAGAGCGGAGUGUAAAGAAAGAUGCAAAGAGGUGGAGGAGCUCAAGGCGGCCCUGGACGCAAGCAGCAAAGCUCUGGAGGAGGUCAAAGGGGAACUCAAAGAAGUCGAGCAGCUGGUGGAGGAGAAGACGAAAGAAGCGGACGACACCAUGAACAAAUACUGCAGCUUGAUGCUGGAGGUGCACAAGCUGGAGGUAGCCAAUGAAACACUGACGACGAGGCUGGAGUAUUUGAUCGCGAGCAAACCCGCCAACAAAGACAACCUCAGCCACUCCGGGACCGCUGACGGCCGCAGACGCUCGAUGAGGUCUUCUACCAAAGAACUGGAUGUCCAAACAGAGAACUCUGCUCCUUCGACUCCGCAGAAAUCACCACCGGGCUCCUCAUCCGGGAAGAGGGGUCAUAAACAUAUGAGCAGUAAGGACAGCGCGCAGGAGGCUCUUCACAACCUCACCAAGAAGAUCAGAGCCAACGCUGUGACCACGCCAAAGCAGACUACCAAACAGGAGGACGAGUUCAGGCCCGAGGGGCUUCCAGAGCUGGUACAGAGAGGCUUUGCUGACAUCCCGCUGGGUGAGGCCAGCCCCUUCAUCGUGAGGAGAACCACUGUGAGACGCAGCAGCCCUCGACUGGCUGCCAGGCAGACAUUAGACGGCAAGGUGCCUCCUUCCUCGACAGACAAGUGCGAAGAAGUGAUCGCUCCUCAUUUGCAUGAGUCACCAGAGCAAGGGGACAACUGUCAUGUUCAGUAAACCCAAACACACAGCACUUUGGUCUCGGACUACAUUUACAAUCAAUUACACUCCACUUCUUUGAAGACCAUUUUAGUCUAUCAAGUGAAUCCGUACAGUUAGUGUGCACCAUUUUUUUUAAAUGUACAGUCAUUUCUAAGUGGUUCAAUGUAGGUGAUAAUAUGAAAAGCAACACUCCGGCAACAAAAUACCUUAUUUGCAGCAUAUCAGUAACAGCUAGCAUGACAACUUCUGCAAGGGAAAACAACAUUCCGAAUUCCUCUGCCGGUAUUUAAAUCAGUUUCUCAAUUUCACAUUGUUGCAUUGUUUUUGUCUUGCACUGUAUAUAUUUCAUUGUCCACUAAGCCGUGUUUUCAGCCUGUGUUCCUUUCACUGCCUGCUGUAGAUAAUGUUAACUCCAGCAAUGAGUCCUGUGUUCCAGGAGCUUCUUUCCUUCUAACGGCAGCUACCUUUUCAUGUCCUUUUUUAAAUUUUAUUUUAUUUUUUUUGUGCUUGGACUGCUUCACCUUCUGAUAUUUUUAUAGCUUGGUAUCUUUUGUUUCUCUAAUUACAGUUUGAGCCUAUUCAAACAUUUUAUGACAGGAAGUUGCUUAUAGUUAAUAUGCAGGUGUAGGAGUUUACUGGUUAUUAUGAAUCCUUUUUUUUUUCUCACUAAACUUGUUUAAACAACCUUAAAGCGUGUGUAGUCUGUCUUGAACAAAGCCUUUCUGCUGAAUCACAUUUGUUGUUGUUGUUUUAAUUUAGCAUGACGAAUUGUGAAUGGGGAUCCUGUUAGCAUAAUUCUGUGGUGCAUCACCACACUAAACUGACACAAAGUCAACACUUGACUGGUCCAAACAUUUCAGGCUCAAUGUGUGGUGUUUGCACACUUGAGUCAGGCAUCACUUGUUCAUCUUUCUUUUUUAUGUGAGUCGACCUUUACGAUGUUCCGACCAGAAUUCACUGUUGAUACAAUAUUGCGUCCAAAACGGUUUCAUGCAGGUCAAACAACUAUACUUCCCCUUUAAUAAAGUGUGAUAGUCA
This is a messenger RNA of Hippocampus zosterae (dwarf seahorse), 9149 nucleotides long. RefSeq names its product centromere protein F (gene cenpf). Bases 81 to 8126 code for a protein of 2681 amino acids. Gene Ontology annotation, cellular component: nucleus; chromosome, centromeric region; spindle pole. The record is from RefSeq and is a predicted model, not a curated record. Gene Ontology annotation, biological process: mitotic cell cycle; metaphase chromosome alignment; regulation of G2/M transition of mitotic cell cycle. The transcript is spliced from 38 exons. NCBI's taxonomy places the organism in Eukaryota, Metazoa, Chordata, Actinopteri, Syngnathiformes, Syngnathidae. Gene Ontology annotation, molecular function: microtubule binding; transcription factor binding; protein homodimerization activity.